AUGUCUUCACAUCAAAGACAAGAUUCGAUAGCGUCGUUAAGCUCGACAGCUACGGGUAAUAUCCAUCCACAGAAGAUAGGGCCAUGGAAGCUAGGCAAAACUUUGGGAAGGGGAGCAACUGGAAGAGUUUUGUUGGCCACUCAUCAGAGUACUGGACAGAAAGCUGCUGUUAAGGUUGUAUCCAAAUCAGAAUUAAACGAUGACGAAAUAAAUAAGAAGUCCGCGGACGAGGCAGGGUUGCCAUACGGUAUAGAGAGAGAAAUUAUCAUCAUGAAGUUGUUGACACAUCCAAAUGUUUUGAGAUUGUACGAUGUUUGGGAAACAUCAAAGGCGCUUUAUUUGGUUCUUGAAUACGUCGAGGGUGGUGAGUUAUUCGAUUUGUUGGUGGAAAGAGGACCAUUACAGGAAAUUGAAGCCAUUAAAUACUUCAGGCAAAUUAUACUAGGAACCGCCUAUUGCCACGCGUUAGGUAUUUGUCAUAGAGAUUUGAAGCCAGAGAACUUAUUAUUGGAUGCGGGAUUGAAUGUCAAGUUGGCUGAUUUUGGAAUGGCUGCUUUAGAAAGCAAUGGCAAAUUGCUUGAGACUUCAUGCGGUUCACCUCAUUACGCCGCUCCUGAAAUUGUUAGUGGAUUAAAAUACCAUGGUGCAGCAUCUGACAUUUGGUCUUGUGGGGUUAUAUUAUUUGCGUUGUUAACUGGUCGAUUACCAUUUGAUGACGAAAAUAUCAGAAACUUACUUUUGAAGGUCCAAGCUGGCAGUUUUGAAAUGCCGUCUGAGUUAAGUUCAGAGGCUGUGGACUUGAUAGAUAAGAUGUUGACUGUAGAUCCUAUGAAGAGAAUUCCAACUGAUAGAAUAUUGUCUCAUCCCUUAUUAACUAAGUACCCAAUUCCAAAUGAAGAUUUAAUAAGUGUCAAAAGUUUGCCACACCCUGAAACUGCCUAUAAGUCUUUGGGUUCGGAAAAGAACAUUGAUAAGCAAAUCUUGCAAAAUUUAUCCAUUUUAUGGCACGAUAGAUCCCAAGAAGACAUUGUUGAAUGUUUACUAAAGACGGGAUCAAAUCCCGAGAAGACUUUCUAUGCGUUAUUAAUGAGAUACAGACAUAACCAAGAAGAAUCUACUGGCUCUUCACCAACAAGAUCAGAUUCGCAAAACUAUAAUAAUAAGACUACUAACAAGGAUAAUAAUAGAAAGAAGAGAAUGAGCCAAGUCAGUGCUUCAACGUCAAGAAAUAGACCAGUCCUGUUUCAAUACAAAAACGGCGUAAGAUCCUCAAUCAGUAAUGGAAAUGGUAGACUUUCAACACCCUCAAGCGUCAGUAACUCACCUCGCAAAUCUCCUGCCCGUCGUUCUUCUAAUAGGUAUUCUUUUGCUCAAUCACCAAGAAAAUUUGGUGGAACAAGUGAUGAAUCUACCCUCCGUAGUUCUUCAGUCCCAAGAAACAUUUAUAAUGAAAUUGUUAGCGCCCAAAGAAACGGACAAGCUGCUAUGCCUCCUCCUUUGCCAUCCAAGGAUAAUAUGGAUUCCAAGUCCAAUCCGAUUGUUAACGAGAUAAGUAAUCAAGACUUAUUAUCUUCGGCUAAGAUCUCACCAACCAAGAAUAAGAGAAGUUCAGUUAUCAGAAAUAGUAUUUCUAAAAACAGAUUGUCAAAAAGAAAAUCAAGAACUUCUUUCACGCCGGGACUUAAGCGUAAUUCGAUCACAACUAAAUUAUUAUCUACGUAUGCUAAGUUAGCAGGUGAAACUGAUUGGGAAUUCAUGGAUAAACAAACAAAGAGGACUUCAGCUACAUUCGCCACUUUAUGUGAUAAGAUUUUCAACCAAGAACAAUAUGAUGAAGAAGAUGAAAAAUUGAUUGACGAAGAAGAGAAACAAGCAAAGGAAUAUGAAAGAUUAAUGGAAAUAGAAAGGAAAAAGCAUGAAGCUGAAUUAAGAGCCAGGAAAGAAUUAGCUAAACAAAGGAAAAGAGAAAAGAGAAAAUCUUUGCUUUCAUCUAAAAAGCUAUCUAUAUUGGUCAAGGACGAUGCAAACAACAGUGAACAAGAUAUAACUGUAACUGAUUCGGAUGCACUUUCUCAGCCAAAAAGACAAUCCAGGAAUCAAGCUAUGCGUUCAAUUUCUGAAGGACAUGCUAAGGAAAAUGAUGAUUUGACGAAGGAGGAUCUUGAAAAUUUAAAAAGAAGAUCGGUAACUCAACCUACUCCUAGAAGAAGAAAAACUCCAGUUUUAACCAGAAGACCAGUUUCAAGAUUGGAUCCUUUAUGGACUGCGUAUGAAAAUGAAGAAAUAGAAAGGGCCCAAGAUGCGUUAGAAGCUGAAUAUAGGGACGCUGAUUUCAAGACCAAAAAGAAAAUUAAUAGAGAAUCUAUGGUAUCGGUUAUGGAUGUUAACAAAGAUGAUGAAGGUUAUGUCGAUGAAGACCAAAAUGAGGCUACAGCUACAGCUAACUCUCCUAGUUAUGAGUUGCCUGCACCAGAUAUGGAAAGAUCUGAUUUGAGUGACGAGUAUAUGAGUGAAAUCAGAAAAUCCAGAUUAUUAAAUUCUCAGCUAAAUAUUAAUGCAAUUGCCAACGGUGAAAAAGAAGUCAAGCCAAAAAAGAGACAAGAUGAACCAAAAACGCUAAUUGGAGACGUAAGAAUCCCAACAGUUACAAGAAAAUCAAGAUGUUUUACAAAUUCUAAUAAAAGAUUGUCUGUUUUGAGUAUGUACUCAACCAAGCAAUCGUAUCGUGAUUUGAAUUCGAUUUUAGGAGAAGGUGAAAAUGAUGAGAAUACUGAAGUGGAUGGACAAUUACCACAUUUAAGGACCAGUUUUGCUGACAGAUUGGACAGAGCAGGUUUACCGGAUGCUGAAGAAGAUGAAGAAGAACCAUUAGAUGAAGGUUCUAUUAUGGAUUUUGAUCAGCAUCUUGCAAAUAAGCGUUCGUCAUAUUACGCUGGUGAUAAAUCGAGAAGGCAAUCAAGAUAUUCCACAACAAAACGAAGUUCACAAGCUCCAACUGUAGAUGUCCCAGCUAUUCCUAAGAAAUCAAGCAAGGAUGUUGAUGGUGAAGAUGAUACUUUCGUCACUAAGAACGAUGAAGUUCAUAGAAGAAAGAGCGCUUAUUCUGAAAAAAAUGUUAAUCCUAAUAAAGACGAAGAUAUGAUUUUUGAGAAUAUAAAGUUACCUAACGAGGAUAGAAGACAAUCUGCUGCUACUUCUAAGUCGAACAAUAAGAAGUCGUUUCUACCAAGUGCCGAAUCUAUGUUAAUACCUAAUGUUGAUAAUAUUCCCGAAGAUACCAAAACGAGGAAAACAGACCCUCGCUCUCAACCAUAUGAAAAGGUUCGUAAACCUAAGACUACUAAUGGGGGAUUAGAACUGGCUGAUCAAGAGGGCCAAGCUAAAAAACCAUUGGUAGAUACUACAAAUGAGCCUAGGGAGAACCAAAAAAGAAAGGGCUCCAUUUUCCGUAAGUUAUCAUGGGGCUCUAAAAAGACAAUGGACAAUACAACUACUCAAUUACCAUCUCCAGCUGAUUCAAGGGCUGCUUCAGUUGAAGAAAAGCCAAAAUCAAAAUCUGGAUUCUUUAGAUGGUUUUCAAAUAGUUCAAAUCAAGCUGGUAUUGAAUCGGAGAUUAGAAGGUUUAAAACAAUCUUGCCUAAACAAGAAAUGUCUUCCGCCUUAUUUGCAUUAUUAAAUUCGUGGUCUAAUUUCGGAUUGAAGAAUUUGAGAAACGAUACUGUCGGUUACAAUAUAACUGGUGAAAUUUCUAAGAACAAUGCAUUUAACUUAAAGAAUUGUAAGUUCAGAAUAAAAGUCAAUCCUAGAGAAUUUAACCAAAAAUCGGAAAUCGUUUGCGCAAGAGUUAAAGGAUCUAAGGUUACUACUGAUACCUUAUUUAAGGAAAUUGAAAAGGUCUUACAAAAGGAAGGAGUUAUGGAUGUUUGA
Debaryomyces fabryi is the source of this 3927-nucleotide messenger RNA. It is a transcript of the gene GIN4, whose product is annotated as protein kinase. Gene Ontology annotation, biological process: microtubule cytoskeleton organization; intracellular signal transduction; protein phosphorylation. The transcript has a single exon. Gene Ontology annotation, molecular function: protein serine/threonine kinase activity; tau-protein kinase activity; ATP binding. Lineage: Eukaryota; Fungi; Ascomycota; Pichiomycetes; Serinales; Debaryomycetaceae. Gene Ontology annotation, cellular component: cytoplasm. The record is from RefSeq and is a predicted model, not a curated record. The coding region runs from base 1 to 3927 and encodes 1308 amino acids.